ACACUUCCUCAAGCAAGCUGGUGCCGAUAUCACGAUGACAAAAUUAGCCCUGGUAUUUGUUUUUUAUGGAGGAGUGAAUGUCAUAAGGAGUGCUUCAGCAGCACUGACAAGGAGUGCCAAACCACGCCACGUAGACAUUAGAAGCCAUAAUUGAUUUACAUUCCAGUUGCUACUUCACACCUGAUCAACAAUACAUUAAAUCUACUKGACCUGUAGAAGCAGAUGUUUGAAGAAUGAAUAUCGUCCCAGGUCAAAUCCAGUUACAAUUCCAAUUACCAACGGUGUCUGUGGUUCCAAGGAAAACGGAUCCAAUUAUAAAAUGCAUUAUUGACAGAAAGUUGGAGAAACUAAAGAAAUUGAUUAGAGGCGGCAAGGACUUGAAUAGACUGUACCCUUGUGCUGAGUGGAAUGAUGAUGUUACCCCUUUAAUUGCUGCUGUUGCAUUUACAAAUGACAAUAUUUGUACAUUUCUUCUGAAGGAAGGUGCUAACCCCAACAUCCAAUCAGCAAAUGGUUGGGUUCCUUUGCAUUAUGCCACACUGUCAAAAGCUCCUGUCAGUUUAGUGAGUAGAUUAAUCGCUGCAGAAGCAGAUCCAGAAGGGACACAAAUCCAGAUCUUUACUCCACUUCAAUUGGCGGCAAACAAUGACAGAGAAGACAUUGUGAAAGAGUUGAUGAUGUCUGGAGCAUGUGCUGAAAGAAAUCUCAAAGCAUAUCCCGCUACUGACCAAAAGAUAGCAAGCAUGAUUAAGAGAUUCUCUUCAGAGAGUGAGAAUUUUGUCAAAUUGAAGAUUUUUUAUGAUUUUUCUUGUGAAAUAGGACUCAAAUCAGUGGAGGAUGUUUUCAAUGAAUAUGGCAAACACAUGCUGGUGGUGAACCCUGUGAAUCAUCUUACGCUAUAUGACAUGUCCUUUAACGCCAUUGGACCAAAUGCAGAUCAGUAUCGUCAAGCAUCCAUAAAGUGGCUGAGAGAAUCUCAGAAAAUGGAUCUCUACAUUGAAGAGGCAACCAAUCGUUUGCCUAAAAUUCCCAAACAUUUACAAGAUAUGGUAGUGAAUUGCUUGACAGCUGUUUUUAACAUUAUGAAAGAAAUAUCUCUUGAACUAUCACUGGUAGUAAUACCCACUCUUCUGAAAUACCUCAUAGUUGAAUCCAAAAUUACCCCUCAAGGACUAAAUCGCAACAUUUCAGUUGUCAGUAUACUGUAUGUGAUUACUCAGAAAACUCCAAAUCACAAACAUGGCUGGACCCUCCCUUUUGUUGAGGAGUUAUGCAAGAGGAUCAUCUCAUUCACUGAUCAAGCAUAUCUCUCCAAUCCUCAGACCUCCAGCCUAGGUGUCUUUACAUUUGGUUUGCUUGCAGAUCUGUACACCUUUGAUUGUGUACCUGCGAUUAUCACAUCACGAGGGAUAACCUCAGUCCCUGAGAAAAUACUUGUUACUGCUGAAAUGGAGAUGGAUGAAGACCUGAAAGGAAAACUGAGGACCUCCAGCCUAGGUGUCUUUACAUUUGGUUUGCUUGCAGAUCUGUACACCUUUGAUUGUGUACCUGCGAUUAUCACAUCACGAGGGAUAACCUCAGUCCCUGAGAAAAUACUUGUUACUGCUGAAAUGGAGAUGGAUGAAGACCUGAAAGGAAAACUGAGGAAAUUAGAUAUGUCCCUACAAAGUCCAGUCCCACCAACGGAUACAACUGAACAAUUGCAGGGAAUUAAUCUAUCAAAGAAGAAGAAGAAGAAGACAAUUCAGGAAGAGUUGUCGGUAGAGAAAAGUACACCUGACAUGACUGAGAAGCCAGAUCUUGAUGCUUCAUCAAUUCCAGUUGAAGAAUCUGGUGUACACGGUGAACAUUCCAGUGUUAAACCAUUUCCCUCCACCACCAAUGAAUUGAAAACCCGGAAAUGGCACAAAGUUAGUGAGCGGUGGAGGCCUCAGUUGGAGGAACUCAGCAACAUAGACCCAGACAAGGUUUACACAUUGGGGAAUCUGAAUCUUGUAGUCCAUCCGGAUUUCCAAAUAGCCAAAGGAAGUGAUGGAACCGAAGUCUUUCUGGGCUUGAAGGAUGAUGGUACUGAGGUAGCUGUGAAGAGAAUGCUCAAGUCAAACUACCAAGCUCUGAAGAGAGAAGAGGGGUUUUUACGACUACCUCAGCUGGAUAGUCCCUGCAUUGUGAGAUAUGUGGACUUUGCAGAGGACGAGCACUUUGGUUACCUUGUUCUUCAGCUCUGUUUGAAUACACCCUUGAUGAAUACUAUACAAGACCACUACCAUGAGGACAAAACCUCUGUCCUGAAGAAAAUAGUGCACGAGGUGCUCUGCAGUCUAAGCGUUCUGCAUAGUCUAAACACAAAAAUUCUGCACCGGAUAUCAAACCCCAGAAGUUUUAAUAGGUAA
Messenger RNA from Salvelinus sp. IW2-2015, 2393 nucleotides. The record is from RefSeq and is a predicted model, not a curated record. NCBI's taxonomy places the organism in Eukaryota, Metazoa, Chordata, Actinopteri, Salmoniformes, Salmonidae.